GUCAUUCUAGUCUUACACAAACCAAACAUAAACAGAGUGCUUUAGACCACAGAGGUUAUAAUAAUAUUGACUAAAAAAUGAGUGAACAAAAUGACAAAUUAUUGAUAGGAGGCAAUCAAAAUAAAAUGGGAAAGAAUAAAGAGAAUUAUGAACUAGAAGAAAUAAGUAAACUGGUGCCUCAAAAUGAACCAAUAACGCCUAUGCAAGAGAUCAACAAAGCGUAUGAGCUGAGCAAAUUCGGACGGUUUCAUGUCAAACUGCUAUUCGUCAGUUUCUUUGGAUGCGUGGCCAGUAUCCUAGUGACCAAUACUACGUCAUAUUUACUACCGAUAGCAGAAUGUGAUCUGAAUAUGGACCUUAAACAGAAGGGAUUAUUGACUGCUAUGCCUUAUUUUGGUAUGUUUGUGUCGACAGUAAUAGCUGGUUUAUUAAUAGACACGUUUGGAAGGAUAUAUUUUCUAAGGAUCGGAUUUGGGGGGAUAUUCCUAUGUACUUUAUUCUCUGCGUCCAGUCAGACUUAUGAGAUGUUAGCUGCUGCGAAACUCUGUGAAGGUAUUCUAUUUGCAACAUCUCUAGCAGCAAUAUCGUCUUUGACAUCGGAAUUCUGUCACACAACAGUAAGGGAUCGUGUGAUGCUGUGCCAAUCCUCAUUCGCUGCUAUAACGCAGAUUCUAUCACCAGCUAUGGCUUGGGGUAUACUUAUACAAGACUGGAAGUAUAGCUUCUUUGAGGGUCGUUUUGUACUUAACAUUUGGAACUUCUACUUACUCAUAAUGUCUCUAUGGUCGUUAACAGCCUUCCUCUUAUACAUGAUACUACCAGAAAGUCCAAAAUAUUUGGUGACACAGAAAAGAUACGUCGAAGCGAAGAAUAUUCUGAUACAAGUGUAUUCCGAGAACACGGGAAAACCUGCCGACACUUUUCCGUAUCAAAACAUAUUUGAAAAUGAGAUGAAGGAGGCUGCAGCUACCAAAACUGAUGGGGAAGUUAAAGAUAACUUUACUAGGAAAAUUGUAAACUCCCUCAAGAAUAUGAAACCGCUACUGAGAAGACCGCUAUUGGGCUAUUUGUUACUAAUUGCAUUGAUGCAGUUCAUUACUUUAGGAACACACAACGUUAUACGGUUGUGGUUUCCACAGCUGUCGACAAUUGUGGAACAUUACAGUCUAGAGGGUGGUCAAAAUUUGUGUGGCCUAUUAGAUGAAUAUACAGGCAGUUUGAAAGUCAAAAGUUCUUCGAAUUCUACUUCAGAUGUCUGCAUACCGCACGUAAGCGGUUCAGAAACCUACAUCAACAGCAUAAUCAUUGGUCUCAUCAGCCUUCUCCCAUACUUCAUCAGUGGUGUCAUCGUGAACAAAGUUGGCAAGAAGGUUCUACUGUUCGUUGGUGGUGUCUUGUCUAGCGGAUCCUUGCUUGGCCUGAGGUGGUCGAAUUCUAAAACCAUGAUGGUCGCAUUCUUCUCCUCAAACAUUGCUGUAACGCAGACGAUGAAGAGUUUGACACAGGUCGUGUUGAUUGAUGUGUUUCCUACUGCUAUGAGGACGAUAUCAUUAUCUCUAGUUAUGCUGAUUGCUCGCAUGGGUACGUUGGUCGGCAACGUCACCUUCCCCAUACUCCUAGCCAUGGGCUGCUCCAUACCUUUCUACACGAUGGCUGCGCUCAUGGGAUUUGUCGUGAUAUUAACUGUAUUCCUGCCAAAGAAGAAACAAUAAAGUACUUAUUAGGAUUAUUAUUUAGUUAUAAGUUAAGAUACUUAAUAAAUAUACCACUAUUUAUGUUGA
Messenger RNA from Spodoptera frugiperda (fall armyworm), 1781 nucleotides. Its product is annotated as major myo-inositol transporter IolT-like. Gene Ontology annotation, molecular function: transmembrane transporter activity. Bases 78 to 1712 code for a protein of 544 amino acids. The record is from RefSeq and is a predicted model, not a curated record. Gene Ontology annotation, biological process: transmembrane transport. The transcript is spliced from 10 exons. Lineage: Eukaryota; Metazoa; Arthropoda; Insecta; Lepidoptera; Noctuidae. Gene Ontology annotation, cellular component: membrane.